AUGUCCUUUUUACUUUAUCCAAUUCUCGGGAGUACUUUACUAAUUAUUUUUUCCGAAAUAAUUGAAGUACCAAUUGUUAUUCCCCCAGGAGUCAGUGGACGACUUCCCCGUCGCAUAGUGUCUGGAAAUCUAGCGGAACGUGGGGAAUUCCCGUACAUAAUUUCCUUGAAAUUCGAUUUCAAGAAUGAUGAUCACAUCUGCGGGGGCUCGAUAAUAAGUCCCAAGCACAUCCUGACAGCGGGGCACUGCGUAGACUGGUUGUACCCCAGGGACUUGAUCGUCGUCAGUGGAACAACUCGUCAGGACGAUGAAAACGCUGUUCACAGUCAAGUUGCUAACAUCACGAGGCAUCCGGGAUUCGUCAGAAGAACGAAAACAUCGAGGAUUCAAAAUGAUCUGGCGGUUCUCACGUUGAAAGAACCUCUUCAUCUCGAUGGGCACCUCCAAGAUGCUGUUAAAUUACCCGUUGAAUCCUGGACCCCGGGUACUGCUGCCACCGUUGCUGGCUGGGGCUAUGAAUACGAUGUUUUCAGUCCGAAAUAUUCCAAAGAUGUUCCUAACGAUUUGAGAAAACUGCAAGUUACGAUUAUUAGCCAUGAGGAGUGCGCCAAGAAACGAGCUCAACCCUUUGAGUAUCAGAUUUGCGCCACCAGAUCUGAUGCCACCGUAUGCCAGGGCGACAGCGGAGGACCUCUCGUCGUCAACAACGUCAUCGUGGGCGUCGUCUCCACGACCAGCUGCAGGCUAGGUUCCUACUCUGGUUACAUGGACACGUAUUAUUUCAGGGAAUUUAUUCAAGACGCAAUGAAAGAGUGAAUGAUGUAAUAAUUAUUUAAUCCAAUUCUCUUAUCGUUCUUAUCUUGUAAAAGUUCAAAUCCUUUUCGCUUAAAAAAUUACUCCCUCUGU
This is a messenger RNA of Fopius arisanus, 906 nucleotides long. RefSeq names its product trypsin alpha-like. Bases 1 to 816 code for a protein of 271 amino acids. The record is from RefSeq and is a predicted model, not a curated record. NCBI's taxonomy places the organism in Eukaryota, Metazoa, Arthropoda, Insecta, Hymenoptera, Braconidae. The transcript is spliced from 4 exons. Gene Ontology annotation, biological process: proteolysis. Gene Ontology annotation, molecular function: serine-type endopeptidase activity.